Molecule: messenger RNA, 375 nt
Organism: Monosiga brevicollis MX1
Lineage: Eukaryota; Choanoflagellata; Craspedida; Salpingoecidae
Exons: 4
Coding region: 1-375 (124 amino acids)
Biological process (GO): intracellular iron ion homeostasis; iron incorporation into metallo-sulfur cluster
Cellular component (GO): mitochondrion
Molecular function (GO): ferrous iron binding; 2 iron, 2 sulfur cluster binding; ferric iron binding
Source: RefSeq, a predicted model, not a curated record
AUGUCAGCGGAGUUUGAGGAAAUUUUUGACACUUACGACCAGUGUCGGGACUUUGACGUUGCGCUGGCGAAUGGCGUCUUGACGGUCGACAUGGCCGACCUUGGAACCUAUGUCAUCAACAAACAAACCCCCAACCAAGAGAUCUGGUUCUCCUCACCACUCAGUGUGCUCACUUCUGCGCACGACAACGAGUACCUGACACGCACCCGCUCGGCCUCACGCAGUGGUCCCAAACGCUUCAAGUACGACGAAGAUCUGCACGAAUGGCGGAGCCCCACAGAGACAUACCCCUUGCACGAACUUUUGCGCCGGGAGAUUUCCGAACUGCUUCAAACACCCGUCGACUUUAUCAAGCCCUCGCCCGAGUGGUAUUAG